Molecule: messenger RNA, 975 nt
Organism: Trichoderma breve
Lineage: Eukaryota; Fungi; Ascomycota; Sordariomycetes; Hypocreales; Hypocreaceae
Product: nmrA-like family domain-containing protein
Exons: 1
Coding region: 1-975 (324 amino acids)
Source: RefSeq, a predicted model, not a curated record
AUGGGUUUCAACAACAUCGCGAUCGCUGGUGGGUCGGGAAAUCUAGGAUCAGCAAUCCUACGGGAGCUACUUUCAUCUUCAGACCCGAUCUUCAACGUAAUUGCACUUACACACUCAAAGUCGACGACGGCUGCAAGUCUGGUUAUGACGCUCGGUCUACCCAGUACAGCUUCUCAUCACCUGAAGAUUGUUUGGGUCGACUAUAAUAACGAAGAUAACCUUAUGGGAGCUCUUUCGGGCGCUGAAGUUGUCAUUGCUACACUUGCUGGCCAUGUGGCUCUGCAGAUCGAUCCGUUAUUGCUGAAAGCUGCUCGAAAAGCCGGCGUACGGAGAUAUAUUCCGUCACAAUACGCUCUAGAUGUUUUACACCCAAAAGCCGUGGAAUUGUUUACUGAUGGUUGGCUAAACGCCUUCCCAGUUGCUCUUGCUCGUCGCUAUGAGGCACUCGCAGAAGAAAAUGGCCCUAUAAGCUAUACUACAGUUCUGCCUAGCAUGUUCAUUGAUGUUUUUCUUGAGACUGGGCUCUGGGGGGCGUAUGACAUUCCAAAUCGAAGGGCAGUUGUGGUUGAUGACGGAACGCGGUUUCUUACAGGUUGCUCGACAGAAUUUAUCGCCGCCGCCAUUACAGCAAUAUUGAAGCUACCCGAGGACGCCACUAAGAAUAAAAGAAUACCAAUUGCAGAAAUCCGAACAACAGCAGUCGAGAUUAUCGAAACAAUUGAAGGGGUUUUUGGAUUUAAAAUGGAUGUGGAAUACAAGCCAAGUGAAGUGUUUCUCCUUGAGCGCCAGGAUGCCUUGGCGAAGAAAGAUUUUCGGACGGUGCAUAUAAAGUCUACACUCAAACUAGGGGGGGAUGGCUCCGGUGCGGCAGAUUUGAUUGAAGGGUUAGCUUUUGAUGCAAAUGGAACUUUCAUAUUUCCACGACGAAAUUUGAAGGACUUAGUAUUAGGCGUUAGAAAGAGAAUGACAAUUUAA